GAAUGAUGAGCACAGGGACAGAAACUACACUUCCCAGUGUGCACUGCGACUGGGGGAUGGCCAUGUAAUGGCCAUGUGAUCAGGUCACAUGACAGGAAAGAUGUCUGCUCUGCAGGAGAGAGAGUUCACUGCACUGACACUGUUAUUAAAGGCUCCCUCCAAGGAUGUAGUUCUGAAGCUGUGCAGAGAAUCGUUCCCGAGGUCAUCCAUUGGCUCUGAACAUUUGAUGGACGGCGUUUCUUCCAGUCUAUCUAUUACAACAGAAGAAGCCGCUCAGGUUGUGCAGGCUCUGCACUCUCUCAUGCAGCAUGUGGUGUACAAGGGCCUGACAGCCGCCGAGCAGAUCCUGUCCGUAUUCCCGGAUGACUUUCAUCAGAACCUGAAGAACCUCCUGACCAAAAUUAUCCUGGACAAUGUAUCUGCAUGGAGGAACGAAGCUCAGAACGGCAGCAUCUCGCUGCCUCGCCUUGUAGAUCUGGACUGGAGGGUCGAUAUAAAGACCUCAUCGGAUUCCGUGACUAGAAUGGCUGUACCGACGUGCCUACUACAGAUGAAGAUUCAAGAGGACCCGGAUCUGUGUGGGCUUGACCCAGCGACCUCCACCCUGACCAUGGAACUCAGCAAAGAAACCCUGGACACCAUGCUGGACGGAUUAGGCAGGAUAAGAGAUCAGCUGUCUGCAGUCGCUAGCAAAUAAUUCUUCCCAAGCAUGGCACAGGAGGGGGUGUAAGAAUACCGAACUCUUUAUGGGGACACCCGUCACCGGGAGAUCUAUUGGGACGUUCCCCUCUGCCAAACCCUCCAUAAACUGUAUUAUUAUUAUUUUUUCUUCUAUUUAGAUGCAAGCUGAAGACUCCAUAUUCAUUUUAUGUAAAUGUAACAUUUAAUAUAACGUGGGUCUGACAUUUCAUAUCUUCAA
Rana temporaria (common frog) is the source of this 919-nucleotide messenger RNA. RefSeq names its product COMM domain containing 9 (gene COMMD9). The transcript has 6 exons. Bases 89 to 697 code for a protein of 202 amino acids. Lineage: Eukaryota; Metazoa; Chordata; Amphibia; Anura; Ranidae. The record is from RefSeq and is a predicted model, not a curated record.